GGAAAGGGAGCCGAUUUGAGAAGAGAGAGAGGGAAUGAGGUUGGUCGUUUCAUUUUCCCCCGGUGUACGUAAUUUUCCCGCCAAUCCAAAAGGCACAAUAAUACGAGCAUUGGCGCCAAUCCACAGAAAAGCUUAUUUUUAUGAUCGAAUGAGCGUAAAUCCGAUGGCGUUGGAAAGGGAGCAACCAAGAAAGGAAGAAAUGGGUUCCAAAAACAAAACCAAAACCCUACUGGAUCUCUUCCAACCCACUGCCUCCUCCGCCAAACGCUUGAAAACCGAUUCCAUCAGAGCCACACACUCUGACUCUGUCUCUCCUGUACCACCACCAUCCCAUGAUGACUCUUCCUCUUCCGACCUCACCGCCCAGCAAAAGUCACGCAUGGAAUUACAGAAGCUGCUCGCCAAAGCCAGACGCAACCUCUCUAUCUGCUCCAACAGACUCUCCAACUCCAACUCCAAAGGUGAAGGAGUGAAACUGGAGGAGCUACUGGUGGAGGAGACGUGGUUGGAAGCGUUCCCCUCGGAGCUUCAGAAACCCUACGCCAAGACCCUCUCCAAGUUCGUCGAGAAUGAAAUUUGCGGCGGCGCCCUUCCCAUCUACCCGCCUACUCACUUGAUCUUCAACGCUCUCAACUCCACCCCUUUUGACCGGGUCAAGGCUGUCAUCCUGGGUCAGGACCCGUAUCAUGGCCCGGGUCAAGCGAUGGGCCUCUCUUUCUCUGUUCCUGAGGGUGUCAAGGUUCCCUCAAGUCUCGUUAAUAUAUUCAAGGAACUUCACCAAGAUCUUGGCUGUUCAAUUCCCUCUCAUGGCAAUCUUGAAAAAUGGGCUGUUCAGGGUGUUCUCUUGCUCAAUGCUGUUCUCACUGUUAGGAAUCAUCAGGCUAACUCUCAUGCCAAGAAAGGAUGGGAACAAUUUACUGAUGCUGUUAUCAAAACAAUUUCACAGAAGAGGGAAGGAGUUGUUUUUCUCCUAUGGGGAAACUCUGCUCAGCAGAAAUCCAAGUUGAUUGAUGAGUCAAAGCAUCACAUUCUCAAAGCGGCACAUCCUUCUGGUUUGUCAGCAAACAGGGGCUUCUUUGGCUGCAGGCAUUUUUCUCGCACGAACCAGCUUCUGGAGGAGAUGGGUAUUCCUCCCAUAGACUGGCAACUUUGAUUAGAAAAGCAUCUCACCAAGCAGCACCUAAUUGCAUUUUGUCUCAAAAUAUCUCAGUUAAGUUCAUCAUGUAUGAGCAACUUUGGGACUUGUUUAGACGUUGAUACAUUAGUCUUUUUGUACAGAAUACGGUAGUCUAACUAUCCAAGAUUCCAGGUAGUGUUGCCCCCUAAGCAAUUCAUUUUGUCCGAUGGAGUGAAUUGAUCCGGCGUUCUUUUGAA
This is a messenger RNA of Prunus mume (Japanese apricot), 1374 nucleotides long. RefSeq names its product uracil-DNA glycosylase, mitochondrial. The record is from RefSeq and is a predicted model, not a curated record. Gene Ontology annotation, biological process: base-excision repair, AP site formation via deaminated base removal; base-excision repair. NCBI's taxonomy places the organism in Eukaryota, Viridiplantae, Streptophyta, Magnoliopsida, Rosales, Rosaceae. Gene Ontology annotation, molecular function: uracil DNA N-glycosylase activity.